Drosophila ananassae is the source of this 3151-nucleotide messenger RNA. It is a transcript of the gene Nrk, whose product is annotated as tyrosine-protein kinase transmembrane receptor Ror2. Gene Ontology annotation, biological process: protein phosphorylation; positive regulation of kinase activity; multicellular organism development. Gene Ontology annotation, cellular component: signaling receptor complex. The transcript has 4 exons. Gene Ontology annotation, molecular function: ATP binding; protein binding; transmembrane receptor protein tyrosine kinase activity. NCBI's taxonomy places the organism in Eukaryota, Metazoa, Arthropoda, Insecta, Diptera, Drosophilidae. The record is from RefSeq and is a predicted model, not a curated record. The coding region runs from base 122 to 2344 and encodes 740 amino acids.
GACAUAUUUAGGACACUUUUUGAGCCUUAAAUUACAGUUUAAGUUAAGAAAUCACAAUUAACAUCCGUGAAAUGAAAGUAUUUGUGGAUACCUGUGAAGAUUUCGUUUAGAAUCACUGCCAAUGGGGGGAAAAACAAGAGUAUAUACAGAAAACACAGCCAUGGCGGCCGGGCAGUGGGUGGGGCGGGUGUUUCAGGCUUCUGGGGAAAGGAGAUGGCAGAAUUUUGCUGCCCUGGGGAUGUGCGUGCUUCUGUUUACCAGUGCCACGCACGCAAGCUCCAUGAACGCCAUCGAGGAGCCUGUGACCCGGCGCCACCACCAGCGACACCACGACCGGGAAAAGGAGCGGGAGCCGCGCGAGGAGAACGGCUACUGUGCCCCCUACAACGGCAAGGUGUGCAAGCAGUACAUAACUGGACAGGUGUGGUAUAGCUUGGACGAUCCUACGGGCGGCUGGAAAAAUGAGCAAGUGACCACCGCUCUCUGGGAUGAACUGAUUUCUGAUCUUUCGGGCUUAUGCCGGGAAGCUGCCGAGAAAAUGCUGUGCGCCUAUGCGUUUCCCAACUGCCACCUGGAAGCAGGCAGGGCCGUGAAGGCGCCACUCUGCUUCGAGGACUGCCAGGCCACUCAUCUGCAGUUCUGCUACAACGAUUGGGUGCUCAUCGAGGAGAAGAAGGAGCGGAAUAUGUUCAUCAAGAGUCGUGGCCAUUUCCGGCUGCCGAACUGCUCGUCCCUUCCGCACUACAAUGCCUCCAUGCGAAGACCCAACUGCUCCUACAUCGGCCUCACCGAGCUCAAGCAGUCGGAAAUUAGUUAUGACUGCCGCAAUGGCAAUGGACGUUUCUAUAUGGGUACUGCCAACGUGACCAAAUCUGGUAUACCCUGUCAGCGCUGGGACACCCAGAAUCCGCACAAGCACAUCCAGCCACCUUUGGUCUUCCAUCAGCUCCUGGAGGGCGAAAACUAUUGCCGCAACGCAGGCGGUGAGGAACCACAGCCUUGGUGCUACACCGUGGAUGAAUCCGUACGCUGGCAACACUGCGACAUACCCAUGUGCCCCGACUAUGUGGAUCCUAAUGCCGGGGAUGUGAGCACACCAAUCAAAAUGGAAAAGUUCUUCACGCCAUCGAUGAUUUUCUUGCUGGCGGGCAUUGGCUUUGUGGCCAUUGUGGCUCUACAUCUGAUGAUUCUUCUGGUCUACAAGCUGUCUAAACACAAGGACUACUCCCAGCCACCUGGAGCCACACCGGCAGACUGCAAUGUCUCCAUGCGGGGCGGAGGCGAGUGUGGCGGAAAUCUAAAUACCAGUCGCGAAACUUUGGGAGGCAACGUCAACACGAACACCUUGGGAAAGUGGGGCACCAUUCGCAGCACGGCCACGGUGCACAGCAAUUGUGUGGCCCUCACAACAGUGACCACUGCCAGUGUGGAUACCAAGGGAAGCAAGCCAAAUGCCCGUCUGGAGAAGCUGGAAUACCCAAGAGGGGAUAUCGUGUACGUAAGAUCCCUAGGACAAGGUGCAUUUGGUCGCGUGUUCCAGGCAAGAGCUCCUGGGCUAGUGCCCGGCCAGGAAGAGCUCCUGGUGGCCGUGAAAAUGCUUAAGGAUGAUGCCAGCGACCAGAUGCAGAUGGACUUUGAGCGGGAGGCCUGUCUGCUGGCCGAGUUCGAUCACCCCAACAUCGUAAAGCUACUGGGAGUCUGUGCUCUGGGCAGGCCUAUGUGCCUCCUGUUUGAAUACAUGGCUCCCGGCGAUCUCAGUGAGUUCCUGCGUGCCUGCUCUCCCUUUAAUACUCACCAGGCUCCGGUACGCGAUCGCCUGCAGCUGAACGAGCUGCAUCUUCUCCAGAUGUCCGCCAAUAUUGCCGCCGGAAUGCUCUACCUUUCGGAGCGCAAAUUCGUCCACCGGGAUUUGGCCACCAGGAAUUGUCUAAUCAACGAGCUUAUGACCGUGAAGAUAGCUGACUUUGGGCUGUCGCACAAGAUCUAUCUGCAGGACUACUACAAAGGCGACGAGAACGACUUCAUCCCGAUCCGUUGGAUGCCCCUGGAGAGCAUCCUGUACAACAAGUUCUCCCUGGAAUCGGAUGUGUGGGCCUAUGGCAUUUGCCUUUGGGAGAUAUUCUCCUUUGCCCUGCAGCCGUACUUUGGGCUGACCCACGAGGAGGUCAUCAAAUACAUCAAGGAGGGCAACGUACUCGGUUGUCCGGACAACACGCCGCUCUCAGUCUAUGCCCUGAUGCGCCGCUGCUGGAACCGGAAGCCCAGCGAACGGCCCGGCUUUGCAGAAAUUAAUCACUGCAUCCAGCACAGCAUUGCCGAGAGUGAGUGCAAGGCGAUGCUGUAGGAGAUUGCCGGGGACAUUGAACCGAUGCUGAUAGAAACGGAAUGAGUGACCGACGUCUUCCGUGGAAUCAAGCUAGAGAGGAUGUGAUCCAUGGGGGGCUCUAAGCAACGGAGAUUAUGAUUUUAAACUUUUUUAUUCUAAGGGGUAUACUGAUUUAUUUAUUUUUUUCUGAAAUGUAAAGGGAAAGGAUCUCCCUGCUGCUUGGAGCUGACCAUGGAUUGUAAUCCGAGUCACUCUUUUUUUAAAACUAACCAAUGCAAUUGAUUUGAAUUACUUGCACUCGACGAGAUCGGAGGGCGGAACGGAUUGUGAUUAAGAUUAGACCGACGCUCCAUAUCUUUAACUAAGUCUUCGAUUGGCUGCUUCCAAGCAAUAUUUUAUUUCCUACUUUGGUAUACUCGAUGCCCUCCGAUCUCGGCCACCACUCGGUCACUAGCCACCAGUUGAUUAGUCUGCCACAACGAACGCAUCCAGCUCACGUUCCGUACUCAUAUCUAGUCCGUAGUUUAAGUUUAUCCAUUAUCCAUAUACAUACGCAUGUGUAGAUUGCAUUUUAAUGGGUUCUAUUCUCGAUUAGACUUAAGCACUGCCAUCGAAGCACUCCGCAGAUCGCUGGUGCUGGGUGGGACUUCGACACAGGAACCACACUCUCACAGAUACCGGAGACCAUCAAAACAAUAAGGAAUAUGAAAUAUCGAAUAUUUAGAGAACUGUCUACCGCCCGAAUUUCUGGGUAACUUUACAUAAUCUUUGUAACUAAAAAGUGUUGAAUGUAAUUUGUAUAAUAAACCAUCCAUAAUCGUACAA